Alternaria postmessia is the source of this 1587-nucleotide messenger RNA. RefSeq lists its product as uncharacterized. The record is from RefSeq and is a predicted model, not a curated record. NCBI's taxonomy places the organism in Eukaryota, Fungi, Ascomycota, Dothideomycetes, Pleosporales, Pleosporaceae. The transcript is spliced from 8 exons. The coding region runs from base 1 to 1587 and encodes 528 amino acids.
AUGCGAGUAUCGUCUCAAGAAAUGCCAUACGAGCUUCGACCCGAGGCCAAGUUGAAACGACCAGCACGUUAUGAUGAGUCGGACGACUCAGAUCUCAGCGGUUCGCCAGAACCAAAGUCUGAGAAUCGAGAUUCGGUCAUCGAUUCACAAGUGUCUCCACCCCCAAAUACGUUGACUGCGACCCCCGGCGCACCAAAACCUUUGAUUCUCCCCACAGGCGCGCCUCACCUCUCACCAAACCCAUCGCCAGAGAAGGACAAGCCUGAAGUACCCCGUGCCACAAUCCCAAACACAAGUGAUCCCCGGGGGCCUCUAAAGUCUCGUGGGAUGGCCCACGUUAAGUAUGUUAAGAAACCCAGUCGCGAGAAUGCCUCGCCAGAGACUAAACGCGCGAGACACUUCAACAAGACCGCCAAGCGCAUAGCAACAUCCCUGGAGGAUGGACAUUCGCCUGCAUUCUCCGCACCUAGACCAGCAGCGUUCCCCUCGCUGACGGACAAUGCCCCACCAUCGCUUCCGGUUGCGAUAGAACUCACCAAGCAUGGCAUGAGAGAGCUGGUGGAGGCUAUGGACGCCGAAGAUUAUGAACGAGUACGAAAGAUCAAACGCCAGUUCGCAGCCAAAUAUGAGGCGGACACAAGCGUCUGUCACAUUUCCUACGGCAUGGCACUCCCAAUCCAAACAUCUCUCACCAUACUGAUGAUGCAGGUGACCUUUGAAGAGCUAUGGCCGUCAAUACGCCAGGAAAUCAUCGAACGGAUCCUUGACGACUUCGCGCAGAAGAACUAUCCAUCCCCGUUUUACCCAGUAUGUCGCAUCUUAGAUAUCACCAAGGAGAGACUAGAUGCGAUCAUGGCUGAGAACGCCAGAGUCUGGACCGACGACGAAAUUCCACCAUAUUUCAAAGAGUACAGAAGGCGGUAUCCUAAAGCCAUCGUCGACCCCGACGAGCCUCCACCUCAUCUUCCGGGUAGUUUGUUGGGCGAGUGGCAGACUAUGCCGGCAGUCGAAGUAUUCAACAACCCAGCCCCGUUUUACCUCCCCACCAAGAAAGAAGCCUUUGAACUGUUACGGCGUAGUUCGCAGGAUGCUCAAAAUCAAGCCAGUCGAAAGCAGCGAGACGACAAGAGGCUGCCGCCACCGCAAUGCCGUGUUUGUGGACAGACAGGCCACACUUACUGGAAACUCGACAAGAAUGGAGUGCACGAGCACAACGCUGAACUUGAGAUCCUCCGCGCGCAAGCAUCCUCCGAAAUCAAAGCCUUCAAGGAACGAGACUUCGCAAUGAAGAACAUCACUCCCAACUGUUCACUGUCAGAAUCUACUCCCAUAGACGCCGCCCCGUACCUCGAAGCCUGGCAAGCGAAUAGAGCAAACCCAAAUCUACACUCCCAUCUUCAGCAGCCGGCAGCUUUACCCGAAGACGGCCGAGCCAAGUAUAUCAACCAGUUACAGACGGAUAAUCUGUCGCAUCCAGGGUGGUCAAAUGUCAACUUCACACGUGGCUGGCAAGCGAAUGAAUCCGCCCAAUCUACCACCAAGACCACAAACCUCGAACUCCUCCGCAAACCCUCUAAUCUGGCCUAA